AUGGCAAGCCUAAGGCACAUAACGGCGGCAUUGGCUUUUGCCUCGCCUACAGUAGUCUACGGUCUCUACCAAAACGGCUCGAGCUUCUCACCUUGCGAUUCACCCCUUUAUUGUCAAGGUGAAGUUUUAAAGCAGAUCGAAUUAGCUCGGCCUUUCUCCGACUCCAAGACAUUUGUAGACCUGCCAACUAAGGUGCCUCUAGACGAGGUUCUAGCUGCCUUUGACAAGCUCAAUAAGCCGCUCAGUAACAAUACGGAGCUUCACGACUUCUUGUCAACUUACUUUGGUCAGGCCGGGUCCGAACUAGCUCAGGUUCCUGUAGACCAGCUAGAGACCGAUCCCACAUUCUUAGACGGCAUUGAUGAUGCCGUGGUCAAGCAAUUCGUGCAGAAGGUCAUCGACAUAUGGCCCGAUCUGACUAGGACUUAUGUGGGUGCUGCCAAUUGCACGGGAUGCGUGGGAAGUUUUAUUCCUAUCAAUCGCACUUUCGUCGUCGCUGGUGGCCGGUUUAGAGAGCCUUACUACUGGGAUUCAUUCUGGAUUCUGGAAGGUUUGCUAAGAACUGGCGGCAGCUUUACUCAAAUAUCGAGGAACAUCAUUGAAAACUUUCUCGAUUUCGUUGAUAAAUUCGGGUUCGUUCCCAACGGCGCACAUUAUUUGAAUCGCUCUCAGCCGCCCCUCCUGACGCAGAUGGUUAAGACUUACAUCGACUAUACAAACGAUACGAGCCUUCUCGAACGCGCCUUGCCUCUACUUAUCAAGGAGCAUAACUUUUGGAUUGAGAAUCGCACAUCAGCAAUCACGUUUGGCGAUGAAACCUUUCAUCUAGCACACUACGGAGUCCAGAACACUGAGCCACGACCAGAGUCAUACCGAGAGGACUAUAUUACGGCCAACAAUAGGUCCUACUACGCAGCUUCUGGUAUCAUCUAUCCCGAAUCACGCCCUCUGAAUGAGAGUGAGAAGGCCGAGCUCUACUCUAACCUUGCUUCGGGAGCUGAAUCUGGAUGGGAUUACACCGCACGAUUCAUUGCUAACCCAUCCGACGCCGCCAGGGACGUUUAUUUCCCGCUGCGCUCUCUCAAUACGAACAAAAUAGUUGCUGUGGACCUGAACUCGAUACUGUAUGCUAAUGAGAUAAUUAUUGCGAGUUAUCUAGAGAAGAGUGGUGACAGCACGUUAGCUACGGAAUUUGAGCAGUUAGCCAGAAAUCGAUCAGAAGCUAUGUAUGCGCUGAUGUGGAACGACAAGUAUACGAGCUAUUUCGAUUAUAACCUAACCUCGGGGACCCAAGAUAUCUACAUACCACUGGACGCGGAUGCUACCACGGCGCAGAUAUUAGACGCUCCCGAAGGUUACCAGGUUUUCUUUCAUAUCGCGCAAUUUUACCCUUUCUGGUUAGGUGCAGCACCUCCGCAGCUUAAGAACAAUCCCCUGGCCGUGAAGCUCGCAUUUCAGCGUGUUUCCGACUUCGUCACUGAGAAGGCUGGCGGUGUAGCCGGCACGAAUUACCGAACUGGCCAGCAGUGGGAUCAGCCGAACGUAUGGCCGCCGCUGAUGUAUGUGCUUAUAAAAGGCCUGCUCAACACACCCGCGACUUUCGGCAAGGAGGAUCCUGCAUACAUCGAAACCCAGGAUCUUUCUCUCAAGCUAGCACAGCGCUACUUGGAUAGCACGUUCUGCACAUGGCGUGCAACGGGUGGCUCUACGGAUGAGACGCCGAAACUAGAGGGACUCGAUUCCGACGAUUCGACCAAUGUUGCCGGUGGCGGAGGCGAGUACGAAGUCGUCGAGGGAUUCGGAUGGACGAACGGGGUACUGAUAUGGGCGGUCGACACGUUUGGCAACAAGCUGAAGCGGCCAGAUUGUGGCAAUCUGACAGCAGUUAAUCCCGACCGGAAAUUGAAGAAGCGGGAUAACUUUGGUCAACGAGCCGUUGAGUUAUCCCCAUAUGACGCUAGGUGGAUAGCAAAUCCCCGCCGAUCAUCAUGA
This is a messenger RNA of Daldinia caldariorum, 1992 nucleotides long. RefSeq names its product glycoside hydrolase family 37 protein. Lineage: Eukaryota; Fungi; Ascomycota; Sordariomycetes; Xylariales; Hypoxylaceae. The record is from RefSeq and is a predicted model, not a curated record. The transcript is spliced from 8 exons. Gene Ontology annotation, biological process: trehalose catabolic process. Gene Ontology annotation, molecular function: alpha,alpha-trehalase activity. Bases 1 to 1992 code for a protein of 663 amino acids.